GUCGGUAGACGGAGACGGGCAGACGGAAUGUGAAAAUGAAAAGUGAAAGUAAACUGCCACACAGAAGAUGUAUACGCCGCCCUAAACAGACGCACUUCUUCGACACCGAAACACGCAACAGCACCAGCUGGACAGAAGCAAGUGAAAUGAAAGUGAAUGAAUGUGACUGCCAAGAUGGUGGAUUGUAACUCAUUAGAAGAAGUGGUAGUUCCCAAAGACACGAUGUGGCACAGAGAUCAACACAGACACCACCUUCGUUCUCAAAUGAUGGUACUAGCAACUUUCUUGGGCCCCUUUUUGGAUUAUUGAGUAUUGAGAUGAGAAACACCAGUCAAUUCAAGAAAGAACUCAUGUCAAAACAGGAAGGUGGUGGUGGUUGAUCUCGCUGCCACAUCCUGUCUUCGGAGACAGUCACAUCAAGAAUCACGUCUUCAAAGUGUGAGCCUGGAUGUUCACGGCAGCAGAAUGACAUGGAGGCAGGCGCCCUACCUGUGUCUCAUUGUGUUUUCCAGCCUGAUGGAACUGUCACAAGAGAACUGUGAAGAAUACUUUACAGUGAAAGAAUGGGAAAACACAACUGAACUGGAAAUGGUCGACCUUGCGAUCACAGAGAACAUCACGAACGUGGCAGAAUGCACAUUAGAGCGAUACUGUCUGCAAGAUCAGAUGUGCCACGUGCUGAAGGACUGCUUCCACAGAGAUGCCACGGAACAAAGUGAAAAGUGUAAACCUGUGUUGAAUGUCACCGUCCAUACUUACCACUUAAUGUGCCUUGUUGCCAGAGUGAUGAAUUUCAAAAGCGCCAUAAAUGGCUGUGAAUAUGAAAGUGUUUGCCCAUUAGUCAAGGAAAGAAGGCAUGUCGUAUCAACAACAUUUGUAAAGACAACAAUGCCAUCAACAACCACAGCCCCAUCGCCAACAUCACCUGUGAUGAUAGCAGUAACUGCGCUGUCAAAACCAAUAGGAAAUAGCAAACAUGCCGAGAGUGAAGCAAGUAAAAGCACCUACUUUUUAACACUGGAGAUACUUUUAGUGUUUGUUUCAAGUCUUGCUGUGGUCUUGCCCCUGGCUGUUUACGUUUACAUGCGUCGCCAGAAGAGACAGGACGAGAGAUGGCAGCGGCGGUGCGCCAAAGAAAAGGAAAGCCAUCGCCGUGAAAGUGAAAGUGACCAUCAUAAAAAGGUCAGAAAGUGGAGGCAGCGCUCAACUGUUGGGACCAUCAUUAAGGAUAAACAUUAUCGAAUGCUUGUGACAUCAUGGAUUCCAUGCGAUCCUAUAAGGAGAUCUGGGAGAAGAGAAUGGUUAUCCUUCCAGACUAGCCUGGGGAAAUAUUUUAAGAAGGUAGAAAGACCUGCAAGACACCCACAAGAAUAUUAAGUAAGGAUUUGUUCUCAUUUUAUCACAGUUCAAUGUAAUUAUUGUAUUUAAUCUUUUUAUUACUGUAUUUUAUAUGUCCUUCAUGUGUUCUGUGAACAGUGUGAAGGAUUUAGGAGUUGAUUUAGCUAUAAUUGAGGUAUUUUUAAGUUCCGACUUACUCUAAAAAACGACUAGGAGCGGAACUCGUUCAUUACCUGAGGACUACUUGUAAUGCAUUUCAACAAUACCACACUAACAACUGAAAUAAGUAGAAAAUAAGCUUACAGUAUAAAGUACAUCACAUCCACUCAGCUACAACCAAUUAAGUGCUACAAAGCUGCAUUAAUUGUGUUUUAAUGCUUUUUAACACAUUUCAUGUGAUUCAGGUGCACUGGCGUAUUGACGUUUCCACAUGCAGCUAAUAUUACUGCCACGGAGGCUGUAGUAAUUAUCCUGAUUAACAAUAGGCAGUAAUGUUACCUAACAUGACGAUGCCGUCAUCAAGUUUACAAGCCUAUAAAAUAGGUUGACCAGCCUUCUUGUGUCAGCAAAGCCAAAGACUGAAAUGAUCAAAUGAUUUGAAAUAUUAUUCAGCCUCCACGUUCAGUGACUUGAUUUUUUUUUUUCUCUUUAUUGAAGACCGUACCUGUAUGUGUAAGGAAUGCACUUUUAUCUUCCUCACCGAUGUGUUUAUUUACCAGUAAGUAAUUCAAUUGCUCAAAAUGUUGAGUUGAAAUGUUGAGUUAUUUCCCACUUAUUGUCACAACUGCGGGAAAAAAUGUCAUUUGAAAGCUUUAUUGUUGUUUGGGUGGAAAUUGUGUGUUGCUGGUAUCCAACUUCACCAUGAAAUGUGGCCUGUUUUUUUUGAAAGGUUACUUUAGUCAAUUCACUUUUUAAUAACAUAAAUUGGUAGUGUGUUUUCAUGUUGUUGGAAAGCGUGAUUAGUCACCUUUACAACUUGUAAGAAACGACACUGUCGUAUUCCGCAGGACUGGAAUUGUCGCUUCCGGUCCUGCGCUCUUAUUUUGGAAUGCUGCACUUCCUGCUGGGGGGUUUACCCCAGUGGAACCGUGCGCAGCUGUGUGCAAUCGCAAUCAGUUGGGUUCAUAAGCCCAGCGUCGUCACCUAGACUUUGUUUUCUUCGCCCGUGCUGUCCCCUAAAUGUUCUCCUUACCUGUUGCGACUUCCCAAGAUUACCGGUUGUGUUUUCACAGAGCCUUUUCCUGUGUCGCUUUUUGUUACCUGUAUCCUGCACGACUGUGAGUACCUGCACCUGCUUGUGCAUAAUAAAAGGACUUUUCUUGGCACGCUGCGUCUGUCUCUGCAUACCGGGGCUCCAGCAUUCAACAGCUCUACACGAAACGUAAUCGACACAGCUUA
This is a messenger RNA of Dunckerocampus dactyliophorus (ringed pipefish), 2736 nucleotides long. RefSeq lists its product as uncharacterized. The transcript has 14 exons. NCBI's taxonomy places the organism in Eukaryota, Metazoa, Chordata, Actinopteri, Syngnathiformes, Syngnathidae. The record is from RefSeq and is a predicted model, not a curated record. Bases 466 to 1377 code for a protein of 303 amino acids.